Messenger RNA from Lathyrus oleraceus (garden pea), 794 nucleotides. Its product is annotated as probable WRKY transcription factor 75. Lineage: Eukaryota; Viridiplantae; Streptophyta; Magnoliopsida; Fabales; Fabaceae. Gene Ontology annotation, biological process: regulation of DNA-templated transcription. Gene Ontology annotation, molecular function: sequence-specific DNA binding; DNA-binding transcription factor activity. Bases 221 to 685 code for a protein of 154 amino acids. The transcript has 2 exons. The record is from RefSeq and is a predicted model, not a curated record.
UCUUAUACAUUCUCAUGCAGUUGAUUUCAUGAAUCAGUUUAUCUUUAGUCGUAGUAUAAAUUUGGCCUUGACCACACAUACCACACAUGUUGACAUUCUUGCCGCCCUCAUGUUUCAUGUCCUUAGAAAAUGCAUGCAUCCUUCAUCAUUUUUCCUCACUAUAUAUAACACAUGCAUGAUUUAAGCUAUAGUCCACAAGUGUUACCUCAAGAAUAAAUCAAUGGAGAAACAUGAAGUGUUAUUGCCUAUCUCAUCUUCACUUGAUGCUUCUCCUUUUGAACCUAAUCCGGGUAGUGGCUCUAAUGUUCAUGUUCAAAAUGAAGAGUUUCUAAAAUCUAAAAGGAAGGAGACAUUGAGCGAGAGAAGUGGCAAGGAAACAAUGAAGCACAAAUAUGUAUUUCAAACAAGGAGUCAGAUUGAUAUACUAGACGAUGGGUUCAGGUGGAGAAAGUAUGGGGAAAAGUUGGUGAAAAAUGGCAAAUUCCCCAGGAGUUACUACAAAUGCUCUUAUCGAGGAUGCAAUGUAAGAAAACAAAUCCAAAGACAUUCCAAAGACGAGCAGAUCGUGGAAACAACUUAUGAAGGGAUGCAUGUUCACCCUGUCGAAAAGACAGCUGAAAGCUUUGACCAGAUCCUAAGAAGCUUUAUUACAAGCAAUCAACUAAAUAAUGUAACUCCGAUAUAAUGUUGUACAAAAUUUUGGUAAUUUGUCGUUGAUGAGUAACAUCUCUCAGUAGAUAUUCCCUUUCAGUUCUGAAUAUAAUGUUUUGAAACUAUAUGUAUUAUUUACCCUA